CUCAAUAGGAGUAUUGAUUUUGCGCUGGCGUUAGGUAUGGGCUAUGGCUUGAUUUGUGGCAUCCUCUACAUAAUCGUUAAUCGUUAUAUGGCCGCACAAACUGAAUUCUCUUUUCAUUUGCUUUAAUUUACCGCACAUACAAUUUUGUUUCCUGUUUUCCUUUUGAUUAGUUUUGCUGCAUUUCACACGCCGCGCGAUUCUUCAUUCCAAUAAACGAAAGAUCAGUUAACGCAUUUAUGGUUCGAUGGCAUUCCUCAAAGAUGUAGCGAGGCUUGCAGAUGGUUUGUCUUUGGUCGCCAAAGAGGCUGUCAACCGGCAACGGCGGAGUGACGGAGGCAACAGCUUGCAGUCGUUGAUUAAGAAGACUCUUCUCUCCGCUACCGAUUUAACUGGGCUCACCAAAGGCAAAGUUCGACAGUUCGAUAAGGAGAUCGAUGCAAAUUCUUCUGUACGUCCUGAUUCGAAUAAACAAAGUGUCGUUUACUUCACUGAUGAAAAACCUAGCACGUCUAGUUCUAGUACGUUCACUUCCGAGCCCCAAAUCGAACGUCAUUUUGAGCCGAAGGAAGUUUCUGCUGCUGAAUCUCAUGAUAAUGUAGAGCCUCCGCCUCAAGCUGCUGGGACAACUUACGAGGGUGAUCCUCAGAUAGAUUCAAACUCUUCUGAAAGCAAAGCUGCCGAAGUUGUUGUUCCUGCUACUCCGCAGCUGAAAAGGCAGAGGAAGCUACGGGAGAGGAAAGUGCCGACGACUUCUUUCUCUAGGGCGCUUGGGUUUGCGGGCCUUGGAGCUGGUCUUGCUUGGGGUACACUUCAAGAAUCUGCCAAGAGGCUUGUUUUUGGUGCACCAAAUGUGCAAGGACAACAAUCUGCUCUAUCCCCCUAUCUGUCUGAGAGAAAUGCAGAACGCCUGGCUCUUGCAUUAUGUAGAAUGCGUGGAGCAGCUCUAAAAUUGGGGCAAAUGUUAAGCAUCCAAGAUGAAUCUGUGGUUCCGGCUCCGAUCUUAGCUGCUUUGGACAUUGUCCGUCAAGGUGCUGAUGUUAUGCCUAGUAGUCAGCUUAAUCAAGUAUUGAGCAGUGAGCUAGGUCAUGAUUGGUCGUCGAAGUUGAAGAGUUUUGAUUAUGAGCCAAUGGCAGCAGCAAGUAUUGGACAGGUCCAUCGGGCUUUCACAAAGGACGGCAUGGAGGUUGCUAUGAAAAUACAGUACCCAGGUGUUGCUGAUAGUAUUGAGAGUGACAUUGAAAAUGUGAAACUUCUAUUAAGUUACACAAACUUAAUACCAGAGAAGCUGUACAUAGACAAUGCUAUGAAGGUUGCCAAAGAAGAACUUUCUCGUGAAUGCGACUAUGAGCUGGAAGCAAAAAAUCAAAAAAGAUUUGGCAUAUUAUUAUCAGGCACAAAGGGAUUUUAUGUUCCAGUGGUCAUAGAUGAUUUGUCAAGUAAACGAGUACUGACUUCAGAACUUGUUCCUGGAAUUCCAAUUGACAAGGUGGCGUUACUGGAUCAAGAGACUCGGAACUAUGUCGGAAGGAAAUUGCUCAAGCUUACUCUGAUGGAGUUGUUUGUUUUUCGCUUCAUGCAGACCGAUCCUAACUGGAGCAAUUUCCUCUAUGAUGAAUCUGAGAAAACAAUCAAUCUCAUUGACUUUGGAGCAGCUCGUGACUACCCCAAAAGUUUUGUGGAUGAUUAUCUUAGAAUGGUUUUUGCUUGCGCAAAUAAUGACCGGGAAGCAAUAAUAAAUUUGUCUCAGAGGCUUGGUUUCCUCACAGGAGAAGAAUCUGAAAUAAUGACGGAGACACAUGUUCAGGCAGGUUUUGUUGUGGGGUUGCCAUUCUCAAAGCCUGGAGGGUAUGAUUUUCGAGCUAACAAUAUUACUCAAAGCAUUUCAAAUCUUGGGGCUACAAUGCUGAGGCACAGGCUGACACCGCCUCCUGAGGAGGCUUACAGUCUUCACCGUAAGCUUUCUGGAGCUUUCCUCGCUUGCAUAAAGCUUGGGGCUGUAGUGCCAUGCAGGGAGAUCUUACUUGAAGUGUACGAGAAAUAUGAGUUUGGCGAACAUGAUAGUGUAAAAUUUGCGAGCGGAUCAGAGUGAUGUUGGAGAUGCAUCUUCCGCAUUGUAAACUGUCCGUUGGAUUGAAGGAUAAGGCAGAAAGUCCUCAAGAACGAGAAAGCCAACGAAAAGGCUAUUCAUGGUCUGAAAUGCAUUUAAAUGACAGUUUCUGCAGCUCUAUUUGCUGUCCCAAUGGCUAUGCCUACAUUUAGCUCAGCCUAUGUAUACCUAAAGUCAUGAGUGACAUAUAUUGAUUUAUGGUCCUUCUGGCACAACUUGCUGAAGUUCGUUCCUGCUUUCAGGAACUGAGGAAAUCUGUUUGGAAUAAUACAAUUUGAAACGGGGAAGAUAUACAUACACAUUUGAGGUUUAUGUAAUUAUAGGAAAAUUUAAGAGAAGCAAUUCUGAAAAUUGUACUAUGCACUUUAAGCAUUCUUUGUCUUCAAUAAAAGCGGUAUUAGUUGAAUUA
Messenger RNA from Solanum dulcamara, 2516 nucleotides. Its product is annotated as protein ABC transporter 1, mitochondrial. Gene Ontology annotation, biological process: ubiquinone biosynthetic process. The record is from RefSeq and is a predicted model, not a curated record. NCBI's taxonomy places the organism in Eukaryota, Viridiplantae, Streptophyta, Magnoliopsida, Solanales, Solanaceae. The transcript is spliced from 8 exons. Gene Ontology annotation, molecular function: kinase activity. The coding region runs from base 245 to 2089 and encodes 614 amino acids.